ACUUCCGGUUUGUGUUGCUGUGGUGGAAGAACACACGUGUUGUCGAGCAAGAAUUUGUUUUUUGUCUGAAAACGACGAAAGCCUUCCAGAUUUGACACUUCUAAAGUUUUCGGUAUCAACAUGUUCCUGCAGUACUACUUGAAUGAGAACGGGGAUCGUGUCUACACGCUAAAGAAGAUGGGUCCAGAUGGGACGCCGACCAGCUCGGCUCACCCGGCCCGCUUCUCCCCAGACGAUAAAUUCUCCCGGCACAGGGUCACUGUGAAGAAACGAUUUGGAAUUCUGCUCACCCAACAGCCCAGGCCUGUUCUCUAGUGGAGGAACGAAGAAUGGCAGCUGGGAGACGUCUUCGGACGAGAGCGUCAUUAUGAAGGCGAAGAGAACCCCGUGGCUGGAAUAUUUCUUUUUCUGGGUCAGAUGCACAAAUCAAGGACGAAUGCUUGUCUGAGAUGUUUUCAUAUUGUCAAACGGAAUGUAAAUAGUUCUAGACGAACCAAGUUUUGUUUUGUUUUUACUAUAGAAUAACCAAACAGCUCAAUUGUUUUUAGUUAUCGUGAUGCUUGGGACGGUUUGAUGUCAAACAAUGUCAUUUAGUUCUUAACGUCGACAAUAAACUGGUUUUGAAUUGACGUUCAA
This is a messenger RNA of Synchiropus splendidus (mandarinfish), 636 nucleotides long. It is a transcript of the gene nop10, whose product is annotated as NOP10 ribonucleoprotein homolog (yeast). Bases 121 to 315 code for a protein of 64 amino acids. Gene Ontology annotation, cellular component: box H/ACA telomerase RNP complex; box H/ACA snoRNP complex. NCBI's taxonomy places the organism in Eukaryota, Metazoa, Chordata, Actinopteri, Syngnathiformes, Callionymidae. Gene Ontology annotation, biological process: rRNA pseudouridine synthesis; positive regulation of telomerase RNA localization to Cajal body; snRNA pseudouridine synthesis. Gene Ontology annotation, molecular function: box H/ACA snoRNA binding; telomerase RNA binding. The record is from RefSeq and is a predicted model, not a curated record. The transcript has 2 exons.